Zootoca vivipara (common lizard) is the source of this 709-nucleotide messenger RNA. RefSeq names its product somatostatin. Gene Ontology annotation, molecular function: hormone activity. Gene Ontology annotation, biological process: regulation of cell migration. The record is from RefSeq and is a predicted model, not a curated record. Gene Ontology annotation, cellular component: extracellular region. NCBI's taxonomy places the organism in Eukaryota, Metazoa, Chordata, Lepidosauria, Squamata, Lacertidae.
CCCCUCGGUUGAGCUGUAGCAGCGACCCCAAGGAGCGGAGACGUCGCAGCAGCAGCGCCAUUCCACCGUCCCUUCCCGUCCCGUCCGGCUCUUGCGCGCUCUUCGCCUCCUUUCUCCGCUCGCUUUCCCCGGGAAAGAACCGCUCUCUCAGGCUUCGCCAGCAUGCUGACCUGCCGCCUCCAGUGCGCCCUCGCCCUGCUCGUCUCGGUCGCCCUGGCCCUGAGUACCGUGGCCGCCGCCCCCUCGGACCCGAGGCUCCGGCAAUUCCUGCAGAAGUCGCUGGCCGCAGCGGCGGGGAAACAGGAAUUGGCCAAGUAUUUCCUGGCGGAAUUGCUCUCAGAACCAAGCCAGACAGACAAUGAGGCCCUGGAAUCAGACGAUUUGUCCCGUGGAGCCGAGCAGGAUGAGGUGAGGCUGGAGCUGGAGAGAUCGGCCAACUUGAACCCAGCCCUUGGACCCAGAGAACGCAAAGCCGGUUGCAAGAACUUCUUCUGGAAGACAUUCACAUCCUGUUAGCUGGAGAAACUUCUUCCUUUCCCUCUAUCUCCACCUCCAGCCUUUCCUUUCUUUUCCUGUCCCUUCAUGCCAGGAGCUGAAGACUGUAUUGUAUAAAAUUCAUUGUCAAGGUAAUAUGAAAAGGAAAAAAAAAACCACCUCACUUUGAUUUUGAAGUUGUUUUAAUAAAACAUUCAGUUUCAAUUGUACACAA